Molecule: messenger RNA, 1644 nt
Organism: Rotaria socialis
Lineage: Eukaryota; Metazoa; Rotifera; Eurotatoria; Philodinida; Philodinidae
Source: the annotation of a GenBank genome assembly
AUGGUGUCAACAAUAACACAUAGCCUCAAACGUAAGACAGUCGACGCGAAAAAUGAAUCACUCUAUACAGCAAUACGUUUUGCAAAUGGUAUUAUGAAAACGAUGGAUAACGAAAGGUUUCGUUCUUUGGUGACUUCUAAACUUGAUCACAAGAACAAACCGAUAGAUGUAGCUGUCCAACGUAAUAAAUGUGGUGAAACUAUUAGAAAAUGUUCUAAUACGAAAACUACAACACAAGGCGAAUUACAAGAUCGUGAAAAAGAACUUGAUGCUUUGGCAAAAUUAUGUCGUUUACUGAUCUAUGUUGUUGUGAUAAAACCAAGUUUACGAGGAAACAUUAUACAUGUGUUGAAUUACGGUGCAUUGGCAGUACCAUAUUCUGAAUGUAUUUGUAUUCUUCGUGAAGAAGAAGAGGAUCAUUAUGAUCCUUUGUAUGCAGUCAACAAACAAAAUCUCAAUGAAGAGAUCACGCUUUUUGAACGUGAUGAAAGAAACAUUUCUGAACUUCUUACGAUAUUUAUUCGAGAAGAACUCCAUUAUAACGACGAUAUACAUUCAGAUUGCAAUAAUAAAUCGUUUAUAAAUGAACCAACAGCUGGAUUAAAUGUCUCAAAUGAUGCUGAUAAUAUAUUUGAUAUGUUUACUUCCGGUGCCAAUGAAAAAUAUUCGAACAAACGAAAAGAUCUAGAUUAUGGCAGUCUUGAAUUUGCUGAAACUACCGAAAAACUUUCAGUAGUGAUUAAUAAACGUCAAAAAUGUUCUACGCCAGGUGAAUUAUUGGAUAUGCCCAUUCGAGAAUCGAUAGCUGUUGAGCAAAGUGCAGAAAUGGACAUUGAUACUAGUGAAUCAAAUUCAUUAAUAGGUAGUCAAUCAUCAGAAAAUGCUCCGCAGAUUUCGAAUAAUGAAGAAGAAAACGAAAAAAUGCGAUUUAAAAUUGAACCUCCUUGUACAUUUCGUGGUCGUCUAUUAAGCGAAUUCGAGCCAACGAAAGUAACAAAACGUAACGGAGAACCAUCAGAACCAGGACCACCACGUUAUUUUGCCGAUGAACAAAAUAAUAACUAUCUCAAUCUAUUGAUUCCAAAUUCAUAUCUUCCAGGUGAUAUAUCUCGAUAUCGUCUUGAAAUCUGCUUGGCUACACGAGAAAUCGAUGGCUAUAGAUAUAUUCAUCCAUAUUUCAAAUUUCGAGUACAACCAAGGGAUCGCAAAUCUCUACUGCUCAAUCCGAUAUAUAUCUAUUUCGAUGAUGAACUUAAAUUAGAAAAAAUAUCGGAAGCAUUACGACAAUUACCACUUCAAUUCAUGAUCGUUAUGCAUACAAAUAAGGAGUUGAUGGAAAGUGUACAACCGUUAACGGUCUUUUCAUCACCAACGGAUAAUAAUCAUAGAAGAAUGAUAAGAACAAAAUUUGAUGACCAGAAAACAUUCAAAGACGCUUAUCAUCUUAAUGAAAUAUUUUUUGCAGUAACAUUGUGGAGCAAAAGCCCUGGCGAAAAUGAAUUCCAUCGACAUGCUGAUAAACAAUAUAUUAGCCAGAUGUCAGAACAAGAUAGACAUGCAAAAGUUCCGAAGAAAGAUACAAAAGAACAUAUUGCAAUUUAUGAAUAUUUGUGCAGUUUUAUUUAUGAACAGAUUGGAAAUUAA